CUGGUUAAGGCUUUAUAAAGAUAAAUGCUUAUAAAUAAAAAAACAAUUUAAAAUGUCAUUUCAAAGUCAAAAUUAAUCAUUUCAUUUCAUAAAUCACAAAUUAAAAUGUUGCUAAAAAGGGUGCAAACCAAACUACCUCUGCCAAACAUAUAUUUAGAAGUUUCGCGAAGUAUCAAAAAACAAACAUGCUGGGAAGACGAGGACUGUUGCGGUAAGAAACUACACCCUCCAAAACAUGAGAAAAUUGUGGUGGAAAAGGCUUGCUGUCCUUGUCCUUUUAUAUGGUACGAGCACAAAAAGCCCGUUUUGAAACCGAGACCGAAAGUGGAAAUAGAAGUCGACGAUGGGAUACCAAAGGAGAUGCAAUGGUGCUACCCGGGAAAAGUCAUCCCCCAAAUAAACUUUGGAAAGGUUAAGGAGGACGGGAUCAAAUGUUUGGCGAGGACUACCGUGGCGGCCAGUUUAAAAAUGGGGGGGAAAAUUUGUCCCAAAAAAGGGGUACAAACGGUGAAAUAUAUGAAACUGGACGAUUUUUUCAAAAAUCCAAAAAUACCCGAAGCUACAUGGAACACCGACUGCCAAUUUUAACAAUAUAAAAUCC
Molecule: messenger RNA, 601 nt
Organism: Brassicogethes aeneus
Lineage: Eukaryota; Metazoa; Arthropoda; Insecta; Coleoptera; Nitidulidae
Source: the annotation of a GenBank genome assembly